Xyrauchen texanus (razorback sucker) is the source of this 5676-nucleotide messenger RNA. Its product is annotated as kinesin-like protein KIF1C. Bases 474 to 4016 code for a protein of 1180 amino acids. The record is from RefSeq and is a predicted model, not a curated record. The transcript has 23 exons. Gene Ontology annotation, molecular function: microtubule binding; ATP binding; microtubule motor activity. NCBI's taxonomy places the organism in Eukaryota, Metazoa, Chordata, Actinopteri, Cypriniformes, Catostomidae. Gene Ontology annotation, biological process: microtubule-based movement.
UGGCCUUGACGGGACGGGGGCGCGCGAGUACACCGCGGCCAGCGGCGACUUUUUCCUUUUUAUUUUUCCUUUUUAAUCCCGAAAACUUCGCCAUCGCCCCGAAAACAGACCGAAUAACCGAUCCACCGGUAGCAGAUCACCGUCACCGGAGAGAUAGCGGGAGAUCAGCGGCGCGCGGCCUCGGGGACAAACUUUCUCACCGGCGCUCGUAACAGCGGCGUGAAUCUCGCGCAUGUCCGUGAUUUAACGAGAGUAGAAAUUACCCGACACGAGCAAAAAUACUGUAAAACACCGUCAAAUACCGUUAAACUACCGUGAAUGUGGAAAACAGCCAGCCGCGGCGCCCCCGCCCGUGUCCUCCGGUGAAACUGACGGUAAAGUGACGGUAAAGUCUCUCAUCCGAGUCUUCAGCUCAUCUGAUCUUCAUGAGGAGUGUGUGACCGGACAGAAGGACACACACCGGCGGCGGAAGGAUGGCUGCGUCAGUGAAGGUGGCAGUAAGAGUUCGGCCCUUCAACUCCCGUGAAAACAGCAAAGAUGCAAAAUGUGUCAUACAGAUGCAGGGAAACACUACCUGUAUCUGGAACCCCAAACAGUCCAAAGAUGCAGCAAAGAACUUCACCUUUGAUUAUUCUUACUGGUCUCAUAGUACGGAGGAAGACCCAGCAUUUGCGUCUCAGCGUCAGGUGUAUCUGGACAUCGGAGAGGAAAUGUUACUUCACGCGUUUGAAGGAUAUAAUGUAUGUAUAUUCGCUUACGGUCAGACCGGUGCGGGAAAAUCCUACACCAUGAUGGGCAAACAAGAACCUGGACAACGAGGCAUCAUACCACAGAUGUGUGAGGAUCUCUUCCAACGCACCAGCGAGAACACCGACCCUGAGCUGUCGUACUCUGUAGAGGUGUCCUUUAUGGAGAUCUACUGUGAGCGAGUGAGAGAUCUGUUGAACCCAAAAAGUAAAGGAGCGCUCCGAGUCAGAGAGCAUCCCAUCAUGGGUCCGUAUGUAGAAGACCUGUCCAAACUCGCGGUGACAUCAUACGAUGACAUCAGAGACCUCAUGGACGCGGGAAACAAGGCCAGGACGGUGGCGGCGACAAACAUGAACGAAACGAGCAGUCGCUCGCACGCUGUCUUCACUAUCGUCUUCACGCAACGCCGGCGAGAUCAGCUGACCAACCUCGACACAGAGAAGGUGAGUAAGGUGAGUCUGGUGGAUUUGGCGGGCAGUGAGCGAGCAGACUCAUCAGGAGCUAAAGGGGUCAGAUUGAAGGAAGGAGCAAAUAUUAAUAAAUCUCUCACUACACUGGGGAAGGUCAUAUCUGCACUGGCUGAAAUGCAAAGCAGCAAAAGAAAGAAGGCUGAAUUCAUCCCGUAUAGAGACUCAGUGCUCACCUGGAUACUGAAGGAGAAUCUGGGAGGUAAUUCUCGUACUGCGAUGAUUGCGGCUCUCAGUCCUGCCGAUAUUAACUAUGAAGAAACUCUCAGCACACUCCGAUAUGCUGACCGUGCAAAGCAGAUCCGCUGUAAUGCUGUAAUUAAUGAAGAUCCAAACGCCCGUCUAAUCCGAGAACUGAAGGAGGAAGUGAACAGACUGAGAGAUCUGCUGCUGUCACAGGGACUCAGUCAACUCGUCACACAACCAGCUGCUGAAGUCAAUAAUAACAGUGUUUGUGUGAGUCUCCUGUCUGCUGGCCCUGGAUCUAACGCAGCUCCACCAAUCACAACACCUGAAGCAAGUGAAGGGUCCGCCUCUGAAGCUGACCCUUCCCCUGGUGAUGCUGACAGCCAAAUAGAAGAGUUUCAGGGGGAGAUGAUUACCAAUGAGGAAGCAGUGGAGAGACUGAAGGAAACAGAAAAGAUUAUUGCUGAGUUGAACGAGACAUGGGAGGAGAAACUGAGGAAAACUGAGUCUAUACGACUGGAGAGAGAGACUCUUCUGGCUGAGAUGGGUGUGUCCAUUAAAGAAGAUGGAGGAACUGUUGGAGUAUUUUCACCUAAAGGGACUCCUCAUCUGGUGAAUCUGAAUGAAGAUCCUCUGAUGUCCGAGUGUCUGCUGUACUACAUCAAAGAGGGUGUCACCAGAGUCGGUCAGAAGGAUGUGGAUAUUAAACUGAGUGGUCAGUUUAUUAAAGAACAGCACUGUGUGUUUUACAGCUACAUCAACCACAACGGAGAAGUGGAAGUGGCUCUGGAGCCGUUGGAUGGAGCAGAGACGUAUGUGAACGGGAAGCAGAUCAAUGAGUGUGUGCUGCUCAAACAGGGUAACCGUAUAGUGAUGGGUAAGAAUCAUGUGUUCAGAUUCAAUCACCCCGAGCAGGCACGUCUGGAGAGAGAGCGCAGCACGUGUCUGGAGCAGCAGGGCGAGCCGGUGGACUGGAACUACGCUCAGAGAGAGCUGCUGGAGAAACAGGGCAUUGACAUCAAACUAGAGAUGGACAGGAGGUUACAGGACGUGGAGGUUCAGUACCGCAGAGAGAAAGAGGAAGCAGAUCUACUGCUAGAACAACAGAGACUGUAUGCAGAUUCAGACAGUGGUGAUGACUCUGAUAAACGCUCCUGUGAAGAGAGCUGGAGACUCAUUUCAUCCCUCAGAGAGAAACUUCCAGCUAACAAGGUGCAAUCUAUAGUGAAGCGCUGCGGUUUACCCAGCAGUGGCAAACGUCGAGAGCCGUUACGAGUGUACCAGAUACCACAGCGACGGAGAAUCUGCAAAGACCCCGAGCAGGUGACCAUUAGCGAUCUGAAGCUGCAGGCUGUCAAGGAGAUCUGUUACGAGGUGGCGCUCGGAGACUUCCGGCACUCUCGCCGCGAGAUGGAGGCGCUCGCCAUCGUUAAGAUGAAGGAACUAUGCCGCAUGUACGGCAAACGUGCCGCUGCAGAGAAAGACACAUGGAAAGAGGUGGCGCAGGAUGUGUGGGAUACAGUGGGCAUCGGAGACGAACGGGCUCAUGACACGACUGAUGCCAACACGGACCGAGAAACCAGUAAAACCGGCGUGUACAAUCUGAAAGCGCACAUCGACAAACUGACCGAUAUUUUACAGGAAGUUAAAGAGCAAAAUAACAUGAAGGACGAGGAGAUCAAAGCGCUCCGAGACCGAAUGAUGAAGAUGGAGAGGAUCAUUCCUGUACAGCAGGAGGACGAAUCAUCAGAGGAUCUGACUGUGGAGGGCGGUGAGGGGCGGGGCGAUGAGGAGGAUGGGUGUGGCACUCUCCCUAAAGAGCAGCGAGUGUCACGGCUGAUGGAGGAAGACCCCGCCUUCCGAAGGGGCCGCAUGCGCUGGCUCAAACAAGAGCAGACGCGCAUACACAAUCUGCAGCAGCAGCAAAUCACCAAGCGGCUGCGUAGAGGUGGCGGGGCUGGCAGCGGAGAGGGUGAUGUCCACCUUCCCGGUACGGGCCGCUUUAUUCCGCCGCAGGACCGCAAGCUGAAAUUCCCCUUUAAGAGCAGCCCACAGCACCGGAUGUCCUGGGGCCCGAACAUGUCCGCUGCACAGGACGACGGUAAUGACGAGUGCGACGAUGCUCGAGGCCCUGCCCCCGGCUUUCCGCUGCUUCCUAUCCCGUUCCAAGUGCCAGUCAUCAUGCGCACGCCCUCUCCCUGUCGCCCCUUGCAGCCUCGCCACUACAGCAAUGGCAAUCAAUUUCAACAGCAACAGUGGCGCUACCGACGCAACUCGCUGGACGGCUCCACCAUGCCUGGCAACCAGGGUUAUUAUAGCAACGGUCACCACAACUCGCACCAACAGCAGGUGGGGCGUGGUCAUUACCGGCGACAGUCGCCGGGGCCUUGUACGCAUGGGGAAGUGGUGCACGCCGCACCAGCGUACACGCAAACAUACAACAAUCAUCAGCGAGUCGCUCUGCAGACGUACCAGACUCUACCGCACACACACGCAGAACAACAGCACGCCGCGAGAUGGACGAACAACCAAAAACACCAGGGCUACGUCACCCCCCCACGCAUGAGGCGCCAAUUCAGCGCACCCGACCUGAAGAGCAAAGAAACGCCUGUCUGAUGCGUGUGUGUGUGUGUGUGUGUGUGUUGUCAUGAUUGUUUUCUGGCUUAGUUAACACACAGUCUUGCGUAGUUCGUUCCAUAUUACAGAUUAUUCUGGCCAUGAACCGCCCUUACACGGGACGAGACCUAAUGUAAAGAUGUCAAGCGACCAAUCACAUUGCAGUUUUUACGUUGGAGUAAAUUUAGGGUGAAGUAGAAUGAUAUAAUCCUGGAUACUACCUACAGCAGCCAAUCGGAUCAGGGCUUGUCGUUUCGUGAAAGCUCUCCGUUUUUACGAGCGUUGUGCGUAACGCAGUGUUUGGGCGGUCCGAGGCUAGUGCACACAAACUCCGGUAACGCACAGUCGUUAGCGCCACUGUUUGUGUGUUUUAAGGAAGAUAUACCUCUCAGCAAUAACUCUGCCUUUGUGUUUGUUCAGCACUAGAUCUGGCAUUUAUAUAUUCUGCCUCAGUGUCUUAAUGUGUGCGUGCGUGUGUGUGUGUGUGUGUGCGUGCGUGCCCGCAAGUGUGUGUGUGUGCGUGCGCAUAAGUGUGUGUGUGUGUGUGUGUGCCGGCAAGUGUGUGUGUGUGUGUGCGUGCGCGUAAGUGUGUGUGUGUGUGUGUGCGUGCGUGCCCGCAAGUGUGUGUGUGUGUGCGCGUGUGUGUGUGUGCGCGUUCGUUCGUGCGCGUGUGUGUGCGUGCGCGUAAGUGUGUGUGUGUGUGUGUGUGCGUGCGUGGGCGCAAGUGUGUGUGUGUGCUGGCCUGCAAGUGUGUGUGUGUGUGUGUGUGCGUGCGCGUAAGUGUGUACGCGCGUGUGUGCAUGCGCGUGUGUGCGUGCUCGUAAGUGUGUGUGCGUGCGCGUAAGUGUGUGUGUGCGCGUAAGCCUGUGCGUGCGUGCGCAUAAGUGUGUGUGUGUGUGUGUGUGCGUGCGUGCGUGCCCGCAAGUGUGUGUGUGUGCGCGCGUGGGCGCAAGUGUGUGUGUGUGCUGGCCUGCAAGUGUGUGUGUGUGUGUGUGCGUGCGCGUAAGUGUGUGCGCGCGUGUGUGCGUGCUCGUAAGUGUGUGUGCGUGCGCGUAAGUGUGUGUGUGCGCGUAAGCGUGUGCGUGCGCAUAAGUGUGUGCGUCAGUGUGCAUGCGUGCGCGUAAGUGUGUGUGUGUGUGUGUGUGUGUGUGUGCAAGUGUAAGUGUGUGUGCGUGCGCGUAAGUGUGCAUGCGCGUAAGUGUGUGUGUGUGUGUGCACGUGUAUGUGUGCGUGCGCGCAAGUGUGUGUGUGCGUGCGUGCGCGCGUGUGUGUGUGUGUGUGUGUUAGUGAGAAUGAUUGCGUUAGUGAGUGUGUGUGUGUGUGUGUGUGUGUGUGCACGUGUAUGUGUGCGUGCGCGUGUGUGUGUGUGUGUGUUAGUGAGAAUGAUUGCGUUAGUGAGUGUGUGUGUGUGUGUGCACGUGUAUGUGUGCGUGCGUGCGUGCGUGCGCGUGUGUGUGUGUGUAUGUGUUAGUGAGAAUGAUUGCGUUAGUGAGUGUGUGUGUGUGUGUGCACGUGUAUGUGUGCGUGCGCGUGUGUGUGUGUGUGUGUGUGUGUUAGUGAGAAUGAUUGCGUUAGUGAGUGUGUGUGUGUGUGUGCACGUGUAUGUGUGCGUGCGGCGUGUGUGUGUGUGUGUGUGUGUUAGUGAGAAUGAUUGCGUUAG